This is a messenger RNA of Darwinula stevensoni, 4240 nucleotides long. The record is from the annotation of a GenBank genome assembly. NCBI's taxonomy places the organism in Eukaryota, Metazoa, Arthropoda, Ostracoda, Podocopida, Darwinulidae.
AUGGAAACAUCCUCGAUGCGCGCCGAGGUCACCUCCUCCAAAGUCGUGCAUGAGGGUGGAACUGAUGACAGCAGAGCAGUGGUGAAAAAGUUGAGUGUGGAGAAAGUGUUGGGAGUGCUUCCUGCUGCCUCUGGCAUCACCAAUGCCACUCUGCUUGAAUCAUCUCAUUUUGCCUUAUCUGAGGAGCUCCUCCCAAGGAUUUCACUCACUCUCACAAAGUGUGAAGGGAAGCUGGAAGCGAUUGAAAAACUUUUGAAUGAGCCUGAUGUGACGGCAUUGGAGAUAUACAUCCAGGUGAUUGCGAGCUGCCUGCGACCAUUGCGGCUGUUGCAAAGGAACAUGUCUUCUAUGGAUGAAGUUGAAGAAAGUCUGAGGGAGAUCCACACCUCCCUUGACAGAAUCAUCUCUGAUUGGGAGGAAGUGUCAUACAAGUCAGACAAGGAGGAGAUGAAGCAAAGCCUCCAAUCCUUCCAGGAAGGAGUGAAAGAAUUAAAGGAUCAGGUCCUUAGAUUUGAUGACCAUUCCAGCCAUGAGGAGGUGGAGGAACAAGAAGAUAUAAUCUCUGUCAGGAAUGAAGAAGGAUUGGAAAAGGGGAAGAAAAGGAAAGGGAAGGACCUUUCCCUUUCUGCUAGGGAGAGGGAGAAAGUGGCCAAGAUGAAGAUGGAGUCAUUAGAGAGGGCAGGCAAAGAAGUCAAUCUGGCUAGGAAUCUCAAAUCUUACCUGGAAGUCUGUGUAGCACCAGUGUGCCCACCAGAGUGUGCUCAACCUGUGAGAGUUUGUGUAUUCCUGGAGUUCGUGAAGAGUGAAAAGGGCAAGGAUCUUCUUGUUCUUGAGGGCUAUCUACUCACACAGAAAAAGAUGAGCAAGGAUGGACAAAGAAUGUAUUGGGAGUGCCUCUAUAGAAGAUACAAAGGAAACUGCAAUUUCAGAGCUACAACUGAAGGAGAGCAGUAUGUCAGCAGGAUUCCAUCAUCAGCAAAGAGAAGCAUUUUCAACAACCUCAACAUUGCUGAUAUUGAUCCCCUUCAGGACUGGACUAUACUGACUAAUCCUGUCCUUGUACAUGAGGAACAGAUCCACAUUGGGAAGGCAGGGAAAGCAAAGUCAACAUUGGUCCAUUAUGUGAACAAGGCAAAAGUGGAUCCUCAUGCAAUUCCAAUCAGAGGUGUUCAACUCUUCAAUAUUGUUCUUCAUGCUCUGGCUUCCAAGGGGGAUGUGGAUGGGGUGAGGGAGGUGAUGCAAAUGAUGGCUGAAGAGAAGAUCUCCCUGACUGAGGAGACUUUUAUUGCUGCCCUCCUCAGCAUAGCAGUGAAGAACCCCAAGAACAAGUUAGAACAAGUGACAGAGAUUUUGGACCACAUGCACCGUCAUGGUUUGGAUGUGGAAGCCCUCUUUCAAGAUCACAAGUUGAUGGUGGAAGACCAGGAAAGGAUACUGGAAGCAAUUUGUUGUGUAAGACCAGGGUUCCAUCCACUGACAGGGACACAGGACAAGUCCUACUCUUGUCAGCUCCUUCAUACUCUGAACAACCCAUCUCAUAAACUGAUGACAUCACCAGCAGAGGGAGUGAUGACAGUGGAGGAGCUGGAGAAGGGAUUGAAGGAACAGCUGGAAUUGGAGCUUAGUGGACAAAUUAGCAUCAAGUCUGUUGAAGCCAAACCUUCUCCUAGCCAUCUUACACUCCUAUAUAGGACAAGAUUGAAGGAGUGUGAGGAGAAGUGGAGAAGAGACUUGCGCAAGAGCUUCAUGAAUGGAGUUGGGGUGUUGGAACUCCGACACAAGGCACAUCCUGUAUGGAGUCGCUCUAUAUCAAUUCUGCCCUAUCUCCACGUCCUUUCUCCAGAUUCCUAUGUUGACAUUAUGAUCCAGGAGAUCCAUCGACUGGCAGAAGGCUCAGAAACGUUCAGUCCUUCCACACAUAUCCUCUACAAGAGCAUUGCUGCUAAAGUCAUGCACAGGUACAAGAUCCAAGAGUGUGAGCGUUAUGGUGUUGUGGACAGCCUCAGGAACUUCUACACUGCAUAUUCUAAGUUCUAUCUGGAUUCACAUGAAUGCAGGCAAAAACUGCCUCGAGAAUUCUGGCAGGAAGCCCUAGAACAGAAGAGAACUUUAUUUGACCUGGGAGAGAGGAGUUGGCCACCUGGAAUCCUCUAUUCCAUUGGAAAGUUCCUUUAUUCCCUCAUGAUGAGGGAAGUGAAGUUUGAUGCUUUCAUUCUGAAGAAAGGGAAAUCCAUGCUCAAACAGGAGGUCCCAGCAUUCUACUCCAUCUUCCGGCGGCAAGGUCACAUGACCAAAGAGGAGGUGAAGACUCAUCCAACAUUGAUGAAGUUAUAUCGUGGUGCCAGCCUGGAUGAUCUGACAUUUGACGCCCAGGUUGCUCCCAUGCUCUGUCCUCCUCUCCCUUGGAUCUCCCACACCACUGGCGGGUUCCUCCUCUCCUCUGCCCCACUCAUCAGGUUACCAUUUGGAGCACGAGCACAGAUGUCUCAGCUAGAGCAAACCCCUGUGAGGAAUCUCUAUCCUGUCCUGGAUUCACUCAAUCAACUUGGCUCUAUCCCAUGGAUUGUAAAUGACAAAGUACUAAAUGUGGUGGUUGAUGUGUUUAACAAGAAAGGAGAUGAGAAGUUAGAGGUUCCCCCUCCUCCAUCAGAAUGCCCCCCAUUGCCUUCUUUUUCAUCUGCAACAACAAAGCAAGAAAGACACCACAUACAUCGUCAGCGUCUCGCAUUGCAGAGAAAGAAGGCUGAGAUGUUCAGCCUAUGGUGUGAUGCCCUCUACAAGCUUUCCAUUGCCCAUCAUUUUCGAGGUCGAGUGAUUUGGUUCCCAUAUAACAUGGACUUCCGUGGCCGGGUCUACCCUUGCCCUCCACAUUUCAACCACCUGGGAGCUGAUCUCACGCGCUCCCUUCUUCUUUUUGCCCAGGGAAAACCCCUUGGAGAUCAGGGUCUCAACUGGCUGAAGAUUCAUGUGGUAAACCUCACAGGGAAGAAGAAGAGGUCCCCGAUAUCAGAAAGGUUGGCACAUGCUAAUGAGGUUAUGCCAGAGAUCCUGGACUCUGCUGAGAAUCCCCUUUCUGGAAGACGAUGGUGGAUGGAGAGUGAGGAGCCAUGGCAGACACUGGCAGCAUGCAUGGAGCUGCGGGAGGCUUUGAUGAGCCCCAAUCCCUCAGAGUACAUAUCCCAUCUCCCCAUUCAUCAAGAUGGGUCCUGCAAUGGCCUUCAGCACUAUGCCGCCCUUGGUCGAGAUCUCCAGGGAGCUCAGAGUGUCAAUCUUGCCCCCCUUCCAAACCCUCAGGAUGUUUACAGUGAUGUUGCUGCAAUUGUGGAACGAGAGAGGGCAAAAGAUGCCAAGGAAGGGGUGGUGACAGCAAAAGUCCUAGAAGGAUUUGUGAGAAGAAAGGUUAUAAAGCAGACCAUUAUGACCACCGUGUAUGGUGUGACUCGCUUUGGUGCCCGGCUUCAAAUCGCCAAACAGCUCAAAGAUAUAGAGGAGUUCCCACAGGAGCAUCAGUGGGCAGCAUCCUACUACCUUGUCCAGAAGACCUUCCUCAGCCUCCAGGAGAUGUUUACUGCCACCAGACACAUCCAGGACUGGCUGACGGAGUGUGCUCGUCUGAUCUCGGCAGUUUGUGGACAAAGUGUAGAAUGGGUGACUCCACUGGGAUUCCCCAUCAUCCAACCCUAUCAUCGAGGGCUCCUCCGAGGAUUUUCCUUGGCAUCCCUCGAUGCACUCCGAUCCAUCCCCUUCUACUCUAUGGAUGCCUAUGAGCGUCCAAACGUGAUGAAACAGAAGAAUGCAUUCCCACCCAACUUCAUCCAUUCUCUGGACUCGUGUCACAUGAUGCUCACAUCACUCUUCUGUCAGAGCCAGGGCCUCUCAUUUGUCUCCAUCCAUGAUUGUUUUUGGACCCAUGCAUCCACUGUGGACCGCAUGAACCAGAUAUGUCGGGAGCAGUUUGUUGCUCUUCAUUCUGAGCCUAUCUUAGAAGACCUCAGUAGAUACCUGAUUGAGAAGUACAGCUACAGUGAUGGGGAGUUUGUGGGGGAUGGGUCAGUGGUAGAGAUGGCCAAGAGGAAGUUGAACCGUGUUCUCCACCAGGUCCCUGCCAAGGGCUCCUUCAACCUCCAAGAUGUCCUUCACUCCACCUACUUCUUCUCCUGACUUUCCCCUCUAGUCCUCCUUAGCAUGAACGAGGUAGUUGAUAUUUUUUUUUGUUACAAAUAAAGUUUGAAGAUUAUGC